AAUCAGCUUACCAUCAGUUCAGCAUAUAUACUUUAGCAACCAUGAUAACCCAAUAAUGACUCUACCGAUAAUUAGACACACUCCGGAUUUAGAUACUCCAUGUUGAGUAUAGCUUGGUCUGCUCUGGGGGCAAGCAUACGAACGUGAAAAGUUUCAACUUUCGAAUAGGCUCUGAAAGACAGGGUAUUUGUGAUCAGAAAAUACAAUAUGAAUUGGAUGUGCCUCCGCUAGGCUGUUAUCCGUGCAUUGGCGUACAGAAUAUCUGCUAUGUGCCUCAUGUUUCACUUGUGAUGUGGGACUGGUCGGGUUAAUGAGGUUCAGGGUCGCCCUGGCAGAGGUUUCUUUCGAGAACAAAACUUAGUUCUAGAAAGGAUUUACAGUGUUUCACUUGACGCUGUGAAAAUCAUAUUGAUCAUGCCAAGUGCUGAGGCUGUGAAUGUCGACAAAACCAUGGUCCGCGUGGACUGUGGAGAGAUUUUCGGAGGAUACUCGGUGAAUUUAUAUGUUCAAGGCACACCCUUCUGUUUUGCUGCUGGCACCACCGGUGGUGGAAAUGCCAAGCCUGCUGCCCCUUCCAGCUUGAAGGUGUGUUCAUAUGCCUCUAGGCUUGUACAAUGGCUGACAGAUGACACCCCUCGUGCUCUCAUUGAUCGUGAGUGGAAUUUCACUGGCACCGAGGAUACUACCAACGACCGGUGCUGCGUCACCAAGGUUACUACUUGCGAGGGUGGUACCUCGAAGGGCCAGGCUUGGAUCCAGGACAAGUGUGCUGAUGGCAAGUUUGAGCCCUGCAAGUCGGCUCCAACAAAGAGUAUCGUCGGUGUUGGAAACAAGGGUGUUAUCCGUGGAAAGGGUCUCCGCAUUACCAACGGCAACAAGAACGUGAUCAUCCAGAUCAUCCACUUCACUAUAAGUUCCGAUUUAGAGCACCGAAUUGAACCCUCAGUCACUUUCACUGGUUGCGACCAGAUCUGGAUUGAUCACAACAAGUUCUCCCUCAUCGGUCGUCAGCACAUCGUCAGCGGCUGGCAGCCUGCCGGACACGUCACUAUCUCGAACAACGAAUUCGACGGCCGCACUUAUGGUCAUUCCUUCGACGUCGAUACAACACUUGGAUGCCCCCUUGAGCGCAACGUGUGGGAGUCCGUUGGCACCCCAAUCACCGAUACUGCCCUCAAGAGCGGCACUGUCAUCUAUAACUUGAGCAAGUCUGCACAGUUCCCUCGCGCCGAUGCCGAUGUUCUGAAGAAGGCCAGCACCUACAAGGCGUCCAUUCCUCCUAACACUCCCGUUGCCAAUGUCCCUAAGAACGUCACGGCCAACGCGGGUGUUGCCAAGCUCAAAUAA
Molecule: messenger RNA, 1347 nt
Organism: Aspergillus alliaceus
Lineage: Eukaryota; Fungi; Ascomycota; Eurotiomycetes; Eurotiales; Aspergillaceae
Product: pectin lyase fold/virulence factor
Exons: 8
Coding region: 415-1347 (310 amino acids)
Source: RefSeq, a predicted model, not a curated record